Messenger RNA from Maudiozyma barnettii, 1500 nucleotides. RefSeq lists its product as uncharacterized. Gene Ontology annotation, cellular component: cytoplasm; nucleus. Gene Ontology annotation, molecular function: ATP binding; protein serine/threonine kinase activity. Gene Ontology annotation, biological process: peptidyl-serine phosphorylation; signal transduction; endocytosis. The record is from RefSeq and is a predicted model, not a curated record. NCBI's taxonomy places the organism in Eukaryota, Fungi, Ascomycota, Saccharomycetes, Saccharomycetales, Saccharomycetaceae. The transcript has a single exon. The coding region runs from base 1 to 1500 and encodes 499 amino acids.
AUGGAUUUAAGAGUAGGAAGGAAAUUCAGAAUAGGUAGAAAGAUCGGAAGUGGAUCCUUUGGUGAUAUUUAUCACGGUACCAACCUUAUCAGUGGUGAAGAGGUUGCUGUCAAACUAGAGUCUAUCCGUUCAAGACAUCCACAAUUAGAUUACGAAUCCCGUGUUUACAAAUAUCUUAGUGGUGGUGUUGGGAUUCCAUUCAUUAGAUGGUUUGGCCGUGAAGGUGAGUACAAUGCUUUAGUGAUCGAUUUACUUGGACCAUCAUUAGAGGACCUUUUCAAUUACUGUCAUAGACAAUUUUCUUAUAAGACAGUGAUCAUGUUAGCACUACAAAUGAUAUGCCGAAUCCAAUAUAUGCAUGGUAGAUCUUUCAUCCAUCGUGAUAUUAAGCCUGAUAAUUUUUUAAUGGGAACUGGAAGACGUGGUAGCACUGUACAUGCUAUUGAUUUUGGGUUAUCUAAAAAAUACAGAGAUUUCAACACACAUCGUCAUAUUCCAUACAGAGAAAACAAAUCAUUGACAGGUACAGCUCGUUAUGCAAGUUUGAACACCCAUUUAGGGAUAGAACAAAGCAGAAGAGACGAUUUGGAAUCUCUAGGUUACAUGUUGAUCUACUUUUGUAAGAGUUCUCUUCCAUGGCAAGGUUUGAAGGCUACUACAAAGAAACAGAAAUAUGAUAGGAUUUUGGAAAAGAAACUAUGCAUUAGUAUCGAUACAUUAUGUCAAGGUCUACCAAUUGAAUUCGCUCAAUAUAUGAGUUAUUGCAGAAACUUGGUAUUUGAUGAAAAACCAGAUUAUUUAUAUUUGGCAAGAUUAUUCAAGGAUCUAAGUAUUAAGUUAGAUUAUCAUAAUGAUCAUUUGUUUGAUUGGACUAUGUUACGUUACACCAAGGCGAUGUUUGAAAAACAAAAAGAUUUGUUGAAGGACUCUGGAGCUGGCGUAGACGUUUCUGGUAUCGAUAAAGAUGGCUCUGGUCCGAAUUCAAAGAGUUUCAAAACAGAACAAUUCAAUAAAAUUAAAACUUUGGCAAUGAAAAAAUUUGCAGCUCAUUUCCAUUAUUAUGUUAGUGACGAUAUACAUAAUCCAACAGUAGAAGACAUUAAAAAACAAUCUGUGGAGAAUAGUUUAGCAAUGGUUAACAUGCCUCCAGAUUUAUUGAAAGCUAUAGAUAACGGAAUGGAGCAUUUGAAGAAUAAACAAAAGGCGCCAGAACAAGACACUGUAGAGCAACCACUUUUGCAAACACAACAACAAGAACAAUUAGCAUUUACCACACCUAUGCCACAGGCAAACAAUCAUCAAUUUACAAAGGGCAAGUCAUACUACCCACAACAACAAUAUCAGCAACCUCUUCAGGCAAACCCUGUGACGGUUACUGCUACCGUUAUGGGAAAUCAUUCAGGUAAUGACAACAUCCGCACUAGUAGUAAUAAUAUUAAUAACAGUAAUAAUAACCAAUCACAAUCUAAACCAUCAGGUUCGCAUAACAUAUGGUUAUAA